CUUUGAACUCAUCUGAACCUACUUGGUGGUGAAAUAUGUAUAUACAUGUGUGGGUUGCUUCUGCCAUUUGAAAAAGAAAGAAUCAACAUACAUCUAAAGAGGACUGCACAAAAAAAUGAAGCCCUUCUUUGCCUUGUUCUUUGUUUUCUCUCUCAUCCUGGUUGUGAAUCACACCUAUGCAAGCAAAGACAUAAGAGACUAUUGGAAGAAUGCGAUGAAUGGCCAACCUAUGCCUGAAGCAAUUAAAGACCUCAUUGACAUUCCAAUGGAAUCUGAUACAAGGAAGGAUCAUUUUACUAGGGACUUUGAUAUAAAACCCAAUGUCAUAUUAUACCACACCCAUGUUGUGCCCAAGAAGGAGAAGAAGGCUUUUGGGUUUGACCACAAGUUUGAACCUGUCUCAAAGAACAUGAGUGAUCCUGUCAGAAAUGAUUGAUCCUGUCAGAAACAAAAACUAGAAAAUAGAGUCAUGCUCAUGCAUUAAGUAGUUAAUGGGGGGCAUUAUAUGAUGACUUAAUGAACCAUGCAUUGUUAACAGACUAAAAAUCAUCUUUGGUGUGAUGUAUCUUGUUAGGAUUGCUCUUGAUAAAUUCUUAUGCUCCUUCCAAAGUUUCUACAGUUUAAUCCUCAAAAGACCAUUACUUGGUGAACCUUGGAUGACCCUGAUAUGUAAUGUAUAACAUUUUAGUUUACUUUUAUGUUACCUCCUUCUUGUUCUCUCAAUGUUUCAAAACAAAGGGUUCCUUUUCUUAA
Lotus japonicus is the source of this 753-nucleotide messenger RNA. RefSeq lists its product as uncharacterized. The coding region runs from base 116 to 436 and encodes 106 amino acids. The record is from RefSeq and is a predicted model, not a curated record. Lineage: Eukaryota; Viridiplantae; Streptophyta; Magnoliopsida; Fabales; Fabaceae. The transcript has 2 exons.